CGCGUCUCCAAAAGGAAGAUACAGGAACCCUCUCCUUUUGUUCUUCCUCACCAUUAUCGAUCGAUCGAUCCUCUCUCUCUCUCUUUCUUUCUUCAGUUCUUCUCUGCAAAUUUCGAGCUGAGGAAUAAAUGCUGGAACCCCAAGAAAAGCAAAGCCAAGGGCAGAAAGAGCAUCAGCAUCAGUCGAACAAUUACAAUCAGUUUCAUCAAAAUGUGAUCGUGAUGAGACAUGGCGAUCGGCUGGACAAUUCGGAACCCUUGUGGUUCACCACGGCACGGCGACCUUGGGAUCCUCCCUUGGCUGAAACGGGAAGGGUUAGAGCCUUCUGCACCGGAAGAAAGCUUCGUGAACGGCUCGACUUCCCUAUCCAUAGAGUGUUCGUUUCCCCUUUCCUUCGUUGCAUCCAAACCGCUUCAGAGGUUGUCUCUUCUCUAUGCGCUGUCCGUGAUAAUAAUAUCGAGAUGACUAGCGAAAAUGUUCCCAUCGAUCCUUCCAAACUCAAGGUCUCAAUUGAGAAUGGAUUAUGUGAGGUAUUAAGUAGGGAAGCUAUAAGUCCUAAUUUGACUCCUAAAGAUGGCAACUGGGGUUUCAAUAUCUCCAAACUUGAAGAGAUGCUCCCGGCCGGGACAGUGGAUCACUCUGCAGAAUGUGUGUACCAAGAGUUGCCAAAGUGGGAGGAGUCUUUGAUGGAUGCAAGGGCUCGAUACAAACAGGUUAUUCAUGCACUGGCAGACAAAUAUCCUCGCGAAAACUUGUUGCUUAUCACGCAUGGGGAAGGAGUUGGCAUUGCAGUCUCUGCGUUCAUGAAGGACACAACUGUGUAUGAAGUAGAAUAUUGUGGAUAUGUGCGCACAGGAAGACAAAUAUCCUUCCAAUCUAACCAAACAUUUACUGCCAGCAACUUUGAGGUAUUUACACAGAGCAGUGAAUCUGGUAUCAGCUACUGCCCAAUAAGUGCAUUGUCCCUGGAUGUAUGAUUCAAUUCAAUCAAGUUGACGAGGUUUCACCCUCUGCCCUUGGUUACUGCCUGUGAGACCAAUUCAUCUUUAUAAUAGGAGAUCCAUGUUUCUGAUCAAUCAUCACUCAUUUUUUUUGUGCCAUCAAUUUUGAAUUGUAUAGACUUGUUGAAAGGAGAGGUGAGUGGGCGUCAAUGAAUGGAUCUAGUUCUAUGCUUGUAAUGCUCUGUUUGUUUGUGAAAUUUGACUCAUAGUAGAACAAUGCCACUUAUUUGCAUUUUCUUCUCCUCUA
Macadamia integrifolia is the source of this 1248-nucleotide messenger RNA. RefSeq lists its product as uncharacterized. Lineage: Eukaryota; Viridiplantae; Streptophyta; Magnoliopsida; Proteales; Proteaceae. The record is from RefSeq and is a predicted model, not a curated record. Bases 129 to 977 code for a protein of 282 amino acids. The transcript is spliced from 4 exons.